UACAGAUUUUUGUUUUUUGAAUAUGUGAUUUAAAAUAAAUGUUCUAUAUUUAUUUUUACGUUAUUUAAAAAAAAUAUUGCAAAUUUAAUUUACAAAUUAAUAUAGUAUUAGUACUUUGUAGUACAUUCUCUCCUCGACAUUUUAUGUGUAUCAAGAGAAACUUUGUUGGAAUCAACAUAGUAUUUCUAAUAUUUUGGUAAUCCGCGAUGCAACGUAAAUACGAUUUAUUAAUUUUUUUACAAAUACAUAUAAUAAAAUAAAAAGAAUAUUGUUUUUUAUUGUACGGUGUACCGUAAUUCUAUACCGUCCCGGAUUGUAGGAACGGUAUAGAAUUAACAAGUAGGAAAUCAUUUUGUUCCUUUUUUUUUUUAUUAAUAUCAAAGCUCAAAUACAUAGCUACAAACAGGAAAUUGCGUUUUAAAUUGCCGUUAUUUAAAAAAAAUGUUUUAUAGUUUUUUCCUAAAAAAAAAACGUUUUUAAUAUGCUAUGUAAUUUUUGAGAAAAAAGUUGGCGAGUAGAUCGAUAAGGCGAAGUUAACGUACGUUUUUAUUAGACAUUUAUCAGACGCUUUCAUUAGGCGGCCUCUAUGACUAGGCAUGGCGUCAUCUGGGGGGGGGGCAGACGGGGGCAUCUGCCCUACCCUUGAUUUUUAUGGGCUUGUCAAAGUUUUGGUACGUAAGGCCGUAAAUGGCUGAACUGACUACCGAGUAUACCAGGGGGUGGCUAUAGUAGUUUUAAUGUGCUGCAAAAAGUGGUAGUCAGUCUGCCAAGAUAGAAGAAAAUAAUUAUCGUUCAAUAAAUCGUGGUGAUGAGAUAUCAAUGAUAACAGUAUUUUGAAAAAAUAUUGUUUUUAAAUUCGAUAAAAUAUAUUAAAUUUAUUAUUAUUAAUUUGUAUAUAAGUUAUAUACGUUUUAGCUAUUUAUUUGUAUUAAUUAACAACAAUGCCUAGAUGUUUUAUUUGUUCAACAAUAAAGACUUUUUUUUUCCUUUAUGUAGUCAUACUGGUUUUAGUCCUACUUUUUACUUCGCUCUUGCGUACAAGCUAGUAUAUGUUAGUUUAUCUUUUUAUAUUAUUAUUCUAUUUAAAGUAUACACAUAAUAAAUAUGAAGGUUUAUAAUAUUUGUGUUAUUACUUACUUAGCUCAUAACUUAUUUUGUUUUAAGUUUGUAAAUUUGUUUCACAAAAAUAAUAACAAAUUAUUAAAACAACUAGGUACCAAUAUACAGUGUUCCAAAUCACCCAAAAUCUUCUAUUUGACCCAGGUUGAUGAUACUCUGCAUAUCCUGUGCACACGCUGAUGAUUUGAAAUAAGAUACUCUUGUAUAAUUAAUGUUUAACUUCAUAACAAUAUUAUUGCGCAUUAAGCCAGUUUUGUAUCCCCACUUGUACUGCGUCAAGGUUUCUAUUUCUAGAAUAUUUUACUAAAUUGUAUUCGUGACUAAAACAAACGCAUGUAUUAAUGUAAUUAUGGCUAAACAAAUUAUAUCGGUAACUAAAUUUUAAAUAAUUUAAAUUGUAUUUCUUUAUUUUCUUGCCUUGUCUCGUACAAAUGCGGUCUGCCAACUGCAAAUCACAUUUCUUAGUAUAUCACAAUAUCUAUUCCUCACAACUCCAUGCCUUUAUUUUAAGUACUUAGCUUCACAAUGGAACUCACAAGAGUGUCAGGAUAGACUAUUAGACUUCCGUUUUUGAACAUUAUUUUAAUUUAAAGACACGUAAAUAACACUCCUCUCAGACUAGUCGUAUGCACAAUAUUUGAUUUGAUGCUACUGACCAAAAUACUGAUAACUCAAAAUAUAUGAUUGAACAAAUAACUAAUCGGUGAUUUUCACAAGUCGAUAACACCAAUUCAGUUUGAAAAACAUUAAAAUCGAUUGUCAGAUAAUUAUUUUCAUGACUAAUUUAACGUCUAAAGUAUCCCAUUACUAAAGUAUCUAUUAUUGAGUUGCAUAACACUAUUAAUAAUAAUUAACAUUUUGAUUUAUCUUUUAUUAUUGAUUAUCGCCGGACAAACCAAUACUUAUCAACAUAAUCAGUUUUGACUUCGAAGCUUAGAUGUCAUUAAAUAAAUUACAUUGUAUACAUUGGUGGUUGUAUUUUCACAUGACAAUUCAUAGUUUUAUUAAUCAUGUGGGGAUGCAGGCAAAAUGUUGCCCGGCCGAUGACCAAUGGACGGCGGUCGGUAGUUGCGGUGUCGUAUAUAUGAAACGCGUAUUGCCUAUAGUCGAAUGCUUAUGAAAAUGUCCCCUGGUAGGAAGCUACCAAUUUGUGCACUUUUAUUGUUUUAUCCAUGAUAUUUAUUGUUUUUUCUAUGAUUUAUCAUAUAUACAUGACGGUGUUAUCAUCACUUAACCUAACAUUUUAAUACAUAUCAUGGAAAAAUGACGUAUCAUUUUUACUUUUUAUGAAAUUGUACACAAAAUGGUUGCCUCCCAGGUGGGGACAUUUUUCGAUCUGAAUAUGCGUUCCAUAUAUUGAGUUCAGUGCUUUGAAGUUUGAUCACAUGGUAGAUAGGUAUAGGUACACCCGCCAUAGGUAUAUUAGUCCUCGAGAUAAAAAAAUGUUUACGGCGUGUUUCCCUAAUUUCAGCUUUUGAUCGAACUUUUGAAUGUUAUCUUAAAUAGAACUACACAUCUUAAAUCAAAGCGUAUCGCAAAAGUUCAUGACCUAAAAACAUAUUUGAAUUAUUAUUUCGUAUCGAAUUUCAGCCCAUACUGACUGCAUAGCCGAAAAGUCCGAUCUCUACUUACCAUAACAUGUUGCCAAAAAAUAAUUCAAUUAUUAGUAUUUUCCUGGUUGUUAUGGAGUUGAAAUUUAUAAAUCUGUCGAAAGGAGUCGAGGGUUCGGCCUAUAGAGUGUGAGGUUAAAUUUACGAUUAUGUUUGAGAUUGAGUUGUUUGUAAGUAUACUUGCUGAUGGCGAAAUUUGGAAAAAACGACAGACAAGUUGUCGAUUUUUCUUGAUUCGGGAAAACAUUUUCGUUAUAGACACUUGUCAUAUUUAUUGGAUUGCGUGUUACGAGGCACCCUGUAUGAUAGAUUUCUGUGGCUAGUACACAAUAUAUUUUAAUCAGUUGUGUGCAAUUAUUGAAUUGGAUUUUUCUCUGUAAUGACCGUUUAAAAUCGACGAUUAGUCUGAUUAUUGGAUUGACACUUACAGGCUUGCAAUCGCUUCAUUUAUGCAUUUCUAGAUGAUAAUUUUGUAUAGCAUUUGGCUUAGUUCGUAGCAGAGAGUAUUUGUCUAAUGACAAACUAUCCGAUGCAGAGCAGAAUUUCACAGUGUAUGUGGAAGUAAUAAUUUUUUUUUGUUCUUCGAACACCGAUUUUUUUUUUGUUUCACAAACCGUGCGUAACCCUAAAACACUACUACGCUGAUUUUUAAUCGAACUGUAUCAUCGUUUAAACUAUUGCGAACGCUGUGCAAUUUAAUUACGAUGUUCUCGUGUUUCAGACAAUUAAAACACCAAACCGCCUGGCUGUCUCCGCAGAUAUAAUUAAUACAUUUUUUUACUGAAUUCUCACAAUAAAAAUGUUUUUAAAGACAUCAACUCGUCCGCUAAAUUGACGAUUUCACCGUCGUCGUAGGUUGUGAAAACGAUUAACUUGCAUUUAUUUAUUUUCAUAGCGCGUUAAAAAAUAGUUGUAGGUUUUUUUGCCACUAGGCUUUUGUUUGUAGAGAUCAGAAUGUCACUUACAUUGUUUUAUGGGUUUAUUUCUAACGUUUCUACUUCCGUCCAGUUGCUGCCAUCCAGCUACCUUUAACUUACUCGAAUUAAAAUUAUUAUUUUAAACAAGUAUUCUAUAAAUAAUAAACCAAACUAUGGAAGAGUCCGUGAGUUGUAUUGACGAAUCGAUUAGCACAAAAAACAACUUCUCAGUCAAACCGAGGAUGAGAAAAGACAAGUUAAAUAUUGCAAUAUUGUUGUUGUUGUACACUUUGCAAGGAGUUCCCAUGGGUUUCUCGUUGGCCAUACCAAUACUAUUACAAAACUCGCACUCUUUAUCCUUUACCGAUCAAGCUAAAUUCAGCGUCGUAGUUUGGCCAUACAGCAUGAAACUGUUGUGGGCACCAAUAAUCGAUUCGAUUUUUUUACCUAAAUUAGGUCGGCGAAAAUCAUGGCUAAUUCCCAUACAAUAUUUAUUAGGUGUUUCACUUAUCGCUUUGGGCUUCAAUAUCAACCAAUGGGUGGUCAAUACAAACAAACCAGAAAUAUUCAUGUUAGCUGCUAUGGUUUUUUGUUUAAAUUUUCUUGCAGCUACUCAGGACAUUGUGGUCGAUGGAUGGGCGUUGUCAAUGUUAAGAAAAGAAAAUAUUGGAUAUGCUUCAAUGUGUAAUGGUGCGGGCCAAGCAUUCGGCAUAUUUAUGGGUUACGUCUUGCUAAUUAUGUUGGAGUCCGAGAAGUUUUGCAACAAAUGGUUACGUUUGACUCCACAGCCAGGAGGCAUAAUUACGUUGCAGGGAUAUUGUUACUUUUGGGGAUGCGCGUUUAUAAUAGUCACUUCUUUGGUGGCUAUUUUUAAAAGUGAAAAAGAUUGGAAGAACAUAUUAAAUUGUAAUCAGUAUUACAACAUAGGGGAAACGUACCAGUUGCUUUUAAAUAUAAUGAAAUUACCGAAUAUAAGACUGUUUGCUGUUAUUUUAAUUACAAUAAAAGUAAGUUUUAGCUCUGUUGAUGCUGCAUUUAACUUGAAGUUAAUCGAUGGAGGAGUUUCUAAAGAUGAUAUAGCAGCAAUUGAGCUAUUAUUAAUGCCUAUUCGCAUAAUUUUACCAUUUCUUAUAACCAAGUUUACUUCAGCUUCUAGACCGUUGGACAAUUAUCUAAAUACAAUGCUACUUCGAUUGUUGGUUGGUGCAGCUAGCGUGGGCAUCAUUUACAUUACUCCGUACUUUACGAUGCAUUAUUCAAAUUACAUUUUGAUUUAUAAAAUUACUUUAGUCAUUGUUUAUUUUUUACACGAGUUGGUGGUAUGUGUUAUGACUUUAAAUGCAAUGGCUUUUUACGCACGUGUUAGCGAUCCAAAAAUUGGAGGUACGAAUAUGACAUUAUUGAAUACCAUUGGAAAUUUAGGAACUUCAUGGACCAAAACUGGUGCUUUAUGGUUGAUUGAUGUAUUUACUUACAAGCAAUGCACAAGUGAUAAUGCCAAUAAGUGUUUAUAUAAAUAUGAUACCAAUAUUUGUAACAAGUCUGGUGGAACUUGUAGCAUGUCUGUUGAUGGAUUCUAUGUAGAGACUUUUUUGUGUACAAUUUAUGGAGUAAUAUGGUAUUGCUAUUUUAGAAAAACCAUAAAGAAAUUGCAGGCAAUCAAUUUAGAAGAAUGGCAUGUCAAUCUUAGAAAAAAGGAAAAGCUUAACUUUAUGACCAGUAAUGUUAAUCAAGGAUAAUAAUGCAAUAAAAUUAAUAUUUAUUAUUUAAAUUACAAAAUUUAAUUAUA
Molecule: messenger RNA, 5435 nt
Organism: Adelges cooleyi (spruce gall adelgid)
Lineage: Eukaryota; Metazoa; Arthropoda; Insecta; Hemiptera; Adelgidae
Product: acetyl-coenzyme A transporter 1-like
Exons: 9
Coding region: 3820-5385 (521 amino acids)
Cellular component (GO): membrane
Molecular function (GO): acetyl-CoA transmembrane transporter activity
Source: RefSeq, a predicted model, not a curated record